Strongylus vulgaris is the source of this 807-nucleotide messenger RNA. Lineage: Eukaryota; Metazoa; Nematoda; Chromadorea; Rhabditida; Strongylidae. The record is from the annotation of a GenBank genome assembly.
GUCGUGGAAGGAUUUGAUCGCUCUAAACCUUUAGUUUAUAAUUUUGGGCAUAUCUCACCAGGUGAAAAUCUGCCUCUUUAUGAUUUACUGGUAAAAGAACUGGCUGAUUCUGUCACUCUUCGAUGUGCUACUCAUCCAGAGGCUAAUUUGGGUGGUCUUGUAAUCAACACAUGUGGUUGGGUUACGGGAGAAGGCUAUGCAUGCAUCGUUGCUGCUGCGGAAGCUUUUGAAGUUGAUGUCGUGAUCGUUCUUGAUCAUGAGCGGUUAUACAACGAGUUGCAGCGCGAUUUGCCUACCUAUGCAUGCAUCGUUGCUGCUGCAGAAGCUUUUGAAGUUGAUGUUGUGAUCGUUCUUGAUCAUGAGCGGUUAUACAACGAGUUGCAGCGCGAUUUGCCUACGUUUGUGAAGAUCUUACAUCAGCCGAAGUCAGGUGGUGUUGAAACGCGAACCCGUCAAUGUAGAAUUGCAGCACGAAGCGCGUCAAUACAUAGGUAUUUCUACGGCGUCCACUCCAACCCAUAUUUUCCCUUCACGUUUGAACUAAACUUUAGUGAUGUGAUAUUUUGCAAGAUUGGCACGGAAAAGUUGCCUGAAUCUUGCCUUCCUUUUGGAUCUAAAGUUGAAGAUCACCAGACAAAAGUUGUUACCAUCAAUCCGUCUGCUGAUAUGGCUCAUAGAAUGUUCGCUGUAACACCAUGUCCUACGGUAUCGCAAGCAGUUCUCAAAGCUAGUGUUCUAGGAUUUGUUGUGAUAACUGAAGUAAGUAGACAACCAAGUUUCUUUAUCCUUUUGUUUUCAAUAUUUUAA